Messenger RNA from Xenia sp. Carnegie-2017, 546 nucleotides. RefSeq lists its product as uncharacterized. The transcript has 3 exons. The record is from RefSeq and is a predicted model, not a curated record. NCBI's taxonomy places the organism in Eukaryota, Metazoa, Cnidaria, Anthozoa, Malacalcyonacea, Xeniidae. The coding region runs from base 27 to 335 and encodes 102 amino acids.
AGUAAAAUAAAAACAAAAACACAAAUAUGGCGACGUCAGCUACACAAGACGAUUGUCAUAAAAACGAAAAAGUUCGAUCUAAAAUGAACAUUUAUCAUGAAGCAAUCCAUAGUAGGCAACUGGAUGGAUUAAUUCUUACCAACUUUUUCGCAUUUUUUGUCGUUAGCUUCGUAGCUGGAUUGCUAUUCCUUUAUUCCACAGUGUCCUUAUGGCCUUUUCAGGUGUGUGAAGAUGUAGAUCUAUAUGAACCAAUAACAUUUGCUGCUCAACAACCUCAGAACAUUGUCAAUAUUGUAACAUAUAACGCCAGUGCACCAUUUUCACUACACGCAUGACGCAAUGUGGUAAUUGAUGUGAAAAAUAAUGUAGCUUAUAGUGACAAACAAUAGCUAUAGUUUUGACGAGACAAGAUAGUUGAAAAACGUUUGUUGUGGUGCAUUGAUGCUACAAUUAUGUUUUACAACCCUUUAUAUCAGUGUCAAUCUUGUGAUGAUGUGUGAAAUCAAAAAACAGACCAAUAAAUAAACAAAAUUGUCUAAACUUUUA